ACGUGACAUUGCAACCGUCCGAUUUCGAGAAGCUGACAGCAGCAGUGCCGGCCGAUUUAGCGCAGCUGAUUCUCAGAUUCCCGCAUAUAUUUCCAGACGACCUGCCCGAGGGAUUACCACCGGAAUGGCCCUUUGACCAUCGAAUCAAAAUUAAAAUCAGGGACACAGCCCACAGUGCAGCGGGAAUUUCAAUUAACACAGCCGGAGUUAGAGGAAUUACGGAAGUAGUAAGAUUACUUACUGGAGAAAAAAAUCAUCCGUCUGAGCUCCUCGCCAUUUGCCGCCCCAUAGUGUUCACCCCGAAGAAAGUUAGCGGGUACCGAAUGUGCACCGACUACAGAGCACUGAAUAGGGUGACUAUUAAGUCGCAUUACCCUAUCCCGCGCGCCGACGAACUCAUCGACCAACUUCGCAAAGCUCGCUUCUUCUCCAAAAUAGAUUUACGAGGGGGUUACUCUCAGAUUCGUGUAGUUGCAGCUGAGUGUCACAAGACUGCAUUUCGUACUAGGUAUGGGAGUUUCGAGUAUGAAGUUAUGCCCUUCGGGUUGACGAACGCCCUGGCAACUUUUAAAAUGACCAUGAACCAGAUCUUCAGCUCACUCAUAGAUAGGUGUGUUAUAUUCUACCUAGACGAUAUCAUGAUCCACAGCGAGACCCGGGAGAAGCACUUAAAGGACCUCGAAGCAAUUUUUCACGCUACUGCAGGGGCAUCGGCUGCUCACGAAGGGGUCCAAGUGCGAGUUUUUAAAAGACCGCCUCGAAUUUCUGGGACACAUUAUUUCUACCAAGGGCGUCGAAGUGGACCCGCGCAAAAUCAAGACAGUGCAAGCCUGGCUACUGCCUAAGAACCUGCACGAGCUGCAAAAUCU
This is a messenger RNA of Closterium sp. NIES-67, 869 nucleotides long. The record is from the annotation of a GenBank genome assembly. NCBI's taxonomy places the organism in Eukaryota, Viridiplantae, Streptophyta, Zygnematophyceae, Desmidiales, Closteriaceae.